AACAACAACAAUACCAAGACAAACAAUUAAGAACAGAGAGAUCUUUCAGUAGUGUUACUAUUGCGGGGAGAAACAGAGAGAGAGAGAGCAGUGAUAAAUGGAGUUGUGGGUUCGAUUUCUCGUGCUUUUUCUGGCGUGCCUUCUUCCGGGUUUGGUUGAGAGCAGAAUCCGACACUACAAGUUUAAUGUGGUCUUGAAAAAUACUACCAGACUAUGCUCCACCAAGCCGAUCGUAACCAUUAACGGUCGGUUCCCGGGGCCAACCCUCUAUGCCAGGGAAGACGACACAGUGCUCGUCAAAGUUACCAACCAUGUCAAGUAUAAUGUUUCCAUUCACUGGCAUGGUGUCCGGCAACUGCGAACUGGUUGGGCAGAUGGUCCAGCAUACAUCACACAGUGCCCAAUUCCCCCAGGCCAAAGCUAUGUGUACAACUUCACCAUCACAGGGCAAAGAGGCACACUUCUUUGGCAUGCGCAUAUUCUCUGGCUAAGGGCCACAGUCCACGGUGCCCUUGUAAUUUUGCCCAAGCGUGGUGUGCCUUAUCCAUUCCCGGCACCCCACAAGGAAGUGAAUGUCAUAUUAGCUGAAUGGUGGAAAUCAGAUACUGAAGCAGUGAUCAAUCAAGCUCUCAGUUCUGGUAUAGCACCAAAUGUCUCAGACGCUCACAUCAUUAACGGCCAUCCAGGCCCCGUUGCAAAUUGUUCUUCCGAAGGCGGCUUUACAUUGCCUGUGGAAAACGGCAAGACCUACCUGCUACGAAUCAUCAAUGCUGCGCUCAAUGAGGAGCUCUUCUUCAAAAUUGCAGGACACAAAUUGACCAUAGUGGAAGUAGAUGCUACCUAUGUGAAACCAUUCAAGACAGACACCAUUGUGAUUGCCCCAGGGCAAACCACCAAUGCCCUCAUCACGGCGAAUCAAAACUCAGGCAAGUACUUGGUUGCAGCCUCACCAUUCAUGGACUCUCCCAUUGCUGUCGACAACCUCACUGCCACUGCAACUCUGCAUUAUUCAGGCACACUUGCAACCACACCCACAACUCUCACCAACCCACCUCCCCAAAACGCAACCCAAGUUGCUAACAAUUUUAUCAACUCCCUCAAAAGCUUAAAUUCCAAGAAAUUUCCAGCCAAAGUCCCAUUGAAAGUUGACCACAACCUCUUGUUCACAGUUGGGCUCGGGAUCAACCCGUGCCCUACUUGCAAAGCAGGUAAUGGGAGCAGAGUUGUGGCAAGUGUCAACAAUGUCACAUUUGUUAUGCCAACAACUGCUCUUCUUCAAGCUCAUGUUUUCAACAUCAGUGGGGUUUUUACCACCGAUUUUCCGGGCAACCCGCCAAAUACCUUCAACUUUUCUGGAGGUCCACCUGCAAAUGCGAGCAUGGCAACCACAAAUGGGACAAAGCUUUAUAGGCUGGCUUAUAACUCGACUGUUCAACUUGUUUUGCAAGACACUGGGACUAUAGCCCCUGAGAACCACCCUGUCCAUUUACAUGGAUUCAAUUUCUAUUCUGUGGGCAGGGGAGUGGGGAAUUACAAUCCCAAGAAGGAUCCUAAGAAGUUUAAUCUUGUUGAUCCUGUUGAAAGGAACACAGUUGGAGUGCCAUCCGGCGGAUGGGCAGCUAUCCGAUUUCAAGCAGAUAAUCCAGGGGUGUGGUUCUUGCAUUGCCACCUUGAAGUGCACACGACAUGGGGGCUUAAGAUGGCAUUCUUGGUGGACAAUGGGAAAGGACCGAAUGAAUCAAUUCUACCACCUCCAAGCGAUCUCCCAAAAUGUUAAUGUAGCCAAAAGGGGCCUCUAGUCUUGCAAGUAGAGAGAACUAACAAAAAAAGAGACGUGCGGACUCAAAGGCACAUGAUCAAGAAGAAGAAGAAAGAGCGGAUGAAUAAACAAACAAAUUUAUAUAUAUAUAUAUAUAUUUCUAGAUUCAAACUUAUUUCUUGAGUAACUGAAAAAAUUUGCUUGAGCAAAGUUUGAGUUAAUUUUUGGUUGUUGAAGUGAAGAAUACCGCAUUUUUUUUCAAGAAUUAAUAUAUGUAUUGGAUCUUGGAUGUG
Messenger RNA from Prunus mume (Japanese apricot), 2052 nucleotides. RefSeq names its product laccase-4-like. Gene Ontology annotation, cellular component: apoplast. Gene Ontology annotation, molecular function: hydroquinone:oxygen oxidoreductase activity; copper ion binding. The record is from RefSeq and is a predicted model, not a curated record. Gene Ontology annotation, biological process: lignin catabolic process. Lineage: Eukaryota; Viridiplantae; Streptophyta; Magnoliopsida; Rosales; Rosaceae.